UGUCAUAUCUUCUAUUUUAAAUGGACGAUUUUAUGUUCGUUUGUUUAACGUAAAGUAGGUUCCUCAGCAUAUUUAAUAUGUGAAAGGUAGAAUUAGUUAUUAAAUAUCAGUGAAAUAAGAAUAAUCUAAAAUUCAAACUAAUAUAUUUAAGAAUUAAAAUGAAUGUAUCACAAAAAAUGAAUGAAAUGAUCAUGAAACAGUUUUUUAAAAUGGUACUUCGGAAAGAACUUUGUGAUGAAACGAUUAACGUGCUUCAUGUAAAGACUUCCAACUUUGAAAAGGGAAUCAACUUUCUUAGUGAUUUUUUCAAAGUGCGAAUUACGUAUACUAUUCUAUCCAAAAUUGACAAGAAAAUUGCGAUACAAAUCGCUGAUAUCGUCGUGAAAUCGGAGCCUAUAGACGGCAUACAAUUGACAAUGGUUCACGAACAGGGCAUGUUUAUACGCGAAUUAAAAAUGCUGAAAGAAGUUUUACCAAAGAUCGAGAAGCUUGUGCACAAGCAAUUAGGACCAAAAUUGUGGUACGGAUCUUCAGAAUUCAGAAUUCUUGUUAUGGAGAACUUGUCAGAAAGAGGAUUCGUUAUGAAAGAUCGACAAAAAGGAUUAUCGAUGGAACAGUGUCUUCUCGUGAUCGAGCAAUUAGCCAAACUACACGCAGGCUCUGUAGCCUUACACGAAAAGGAACCCAAGUUGAUCGAGUCAUUUAAAAGCGGCGGGAUUCUGUCUGUGAAUUGUCCAGCGAGUUUUAUGCGAAUGUCGGAAGUGUCUCUGUUGAAUGUGAGUAAAGCAAUUCGAGAUUGGACCGAUCAAAAGUACGCACACAUCGCGACUAAAUUAGAUAAACUGGCAAAGACGUUUAGAAUUAGAUGUGCCGAUAUUUACGAAUACGAACCUAACGAAUUCUGUGUUUUAAAUCAUGGUGAUUGUUGGAUUAACAAUAUAAUGUUCAAAGAAAGUGAUAAUGGAAAACUCAACGAUAUUCUAAUGGUGGACUAUCAAAUGUCUGUUUAUUCAUCUCCAGCUAUUGAUUUACACUAUUUUUUGAACAUUUGCCCGCAAAUAAAAUUCGAGAGUGAUGAUUUUUUACUGUUUUCAUAUUUGAAAACCUUGACGGAUACAAUGAUUUCGUUAGACUAUGCUACGAAAGCACUUACAAUGGAAAAAUUAAAAACAGCCCUACAUGAAAAACGAAUAUACGCUGUGUUUGCAGGUAUUAUACUUGGCUUGAGAAUGAUGGCCGAUUCAAAAGAAACAGAAGAUUUCGCGGACGUGUUGGAGAAGCUGCAGGGAGAAACAAAAAUGGACGUAUUUAAGAAUGCAGACACUGUGAUGUUAGUUCAAAAAAUGAUUCCUAUUAUGGAUCAAAGAGGCUAUUUUGAUUAAAAAUAACACAUUUAGUAAUUGUUAAUGUAAUUUUAUAUUAUUAUUAAUACGCAUAGUUUUUAUCUGCAUUAAACAAAGACUAAAUAUAGCACGCAUAUA
Messenger RNA from Camponotus floridanus (Florida carpenter ant), 1481 nucleotides. RefSeq lists its product as uncharacterized. The transcript has 4 exons. The record is from RefSeq and is a predicted model, not a curated record. NCBI's taxonomy places the organism in Eukaryota, Metazoa, Arthropoda, Insecta, Hymenoptera, Formicidae. Bases 159 to 1382 code for a protein of 407 amino acids.